CUUCUUCCUCGGUUCACGGGAUCCAUCUGGUCAAAGCCAUAAGUAAACACCUUCAAUCUAGCAAACUCCGCCGCCGUUUCCAUGGCAUCCCGCCACCACCACGCCUGCUCACAACGCCAUAACCACUACAAUCAAAUCCCUCUAGUCCCCACGUCUCCACGCUGCUGUACAUACAGAGAUUCUCCUCCCUGCUGCACUCACUCCAACCUUUCACCGCCGCCAGAUAAUCUCCAUCACCCCCUCGCUUCUUACCUCCAAACCCAUCAACAAGAAACACACUUUCCUAACCAAACCUGCUCCUGCAACCAAAACAACGUUCCACGACAACAACACGACCAAGUCAUCCUGUCCUGUCUCCUCCGCAAAAUCGAUGCUCUCGAGUCAUCUCUCAACAAGUUCGCACCUUUCCACGACCAACGCCGCGACCGAUACUCCACACUGAGAGACUCCGCCGCGCGUGUCAUCCAAACCCAUUUCCGCUCUUACCUUGUUCAGAGAUCCAUCUCCUUUAGACAUCUCAAGGAGCUUGCAGUGAUCAAAUCCAGCUUCUUGUCUCUCAAGUCUUCGGUUUCGGGCAAACCCAUUUUCCCUUACAAGGUUGUUUCUCGGAAAGCUACAGACUUGCUCCUUCAACUUGAUUCGAUUCAGGGUAGGGUUGAUCCAAUGAUACGGAGUAGUAAGAGAUCUUUGAGCAGAGAUUUGGUGAGGUUUUUGCAGUACGUUGAUGAUUGUGUUGUUAAAAGGUAUUCUGCUGCUAGUGUGAGCUUUGUGGGUAGCCACAGCAAACGGCCUCAGGGUUUUGGUGUAGUUGAAGAGAGAAGAGUGGAGAAGUUGAGAAACCAAAUGGGGAAAGUCUUUGUUACUUGUGAUGAGGGUGAAGAGUUGGACUCCACUUCUGAUGAUAGUGAAGAAGUCUCUAUUGAUAAGAGAAAGAGUGGUAGCUCUAAGUUUAGAACUGGGGCCAAUGUAGUGAAGCCUCCGGUUAGGAAGACCAUGGUACUUGACAAGAACAGGAAUGUGUAUCAGGAUGAGUCAGUUGAUAGUAGCGAGGAAGAAACCCUUGUGGUAACCAGGGAUAAUGAAAGGAAGCAGCAUGGUUUGAAAACUAGGAAGAUGGUUGUGGUGAAGGGAGGUGGAGGGAAGAGCCGGGUGGUGAAAACUGUGAGGUUUGAUGAGGAUGGGAAUGUGUAUAAGGUUUAUGGAGAUACGCCGGAGUCAAGUAUUACCGAGGAGGGAGAUGACUCAACAAGCGGAUCAAACGAUGGUAAUGGAGACAAGAAAGGGAAUGAGAAUGAAGUCGAGGAGAUCAAGUAUGUUCCCAAGGAAAACGAGGGCUUUGAAGAAGAAGAAGACGAAACUCAUUCUGAAAAUGAAGUCUCUUCUUCAGAAGCCAGUGAAAGUAAUGAACACAAGCAGAGGCAGAUCCAGGUUCAAAAAGGAAACUUAAUGGUCUCUCCUCCAUUGCCACUAAAAAUGGAACCUUAACCAGUGAAUCAUGAAAGAUCCAAGUCCUCUUCUUCUUUGGUUAUGCAUGGCUUUUAGUCUCUUCCCUGAACCCAAAUAAGGUUAACUUUCUUUGUUGUAGAACUGUAACAUAAGCAGAUGGUUCAAGAUUAGGUUCUGGGAAGAUCUGUGAGAGUUUUUUAUUCUUGGUUUGCUGAUUCUGUCUUUUUAUUUAUUCUCCACGAAACUUUUGAGUUGAGCAUUUUCUUCAUAGAUAUUCUUUUGAGUGUUGGUUUCCUUAGUUGCAUGUGGAGAUCAACUCAAUAAGAAGUUCUGUUUCUUGCAUUGUU
Brassica oleracea var. oleracea is the source of this 1793-nucleotide messenger RNA. RefSeq names its product BAG family molecular chaperone regulator 8, chloroplastic-like. Gene Ontology annotation, cellular component: plasmodesma. The transcript has 2 exons. Gene Ontology annotation, biological process: protein folding. Lineage: Eukaryota; Viridiplantae; Streptophyta; Magnoliopsida; Brassicales; Brassicaceae. The record is from RefSeq and is a predicted model, not a curated record. Bases 82 to 1485 code for a protein of 467 amino acids.